AUGGCUACCUCAACAACUGGCCCGGAGAGCCAGCAGCCCGAAAAGGAGGUGCAGGCUGUCACAAUUGACCCUGAGGCCGGCCAAGUCCACCCGCUUACUGGCAAGUCCUGGAUGUAUAAAUCUUUUAAGAUUGGUCCAUGGACUCUGCCGUACUUUGCCUCGCCUGAUGCACAGCUUCUCCUGGUCUCCUUUGUCUGCUUCCUCUGCCCGGGAAUGUUCAAUGCCGUUAGUGGCCUCGGAGGUGGAGGUCAGCUAGGUUUCAAGGACGUGAACAACGCCAACACCGCCCUUUACAGUACCUUUGGGGUUGUUGGGUUUUUCGCGGGCUCUGUUGCGAACCGCAUUGGUCUGCGUUUGACGCUCUCAAUUGGUGGUUUUGGUUAUUUUCUCUAUGUCGCAUCGCUACUGUCCUACAACCACAACCAAAACUCUGGCUUUCUGAUCUUUGCUGGUGCACUUUUAGGCGCCUGCGCUGGCCUACUGUGGUGCGCCCAGGGUGCCGUCAUGAUGAGUUAUCCGAACGAAAAGGAGAAGGGCAAAUUCAUCGCCAUUUUCUGGGUGAUCUUCAAUCUUGGCGGCGUCAUCGGCAGCUUGGUGCCUUUGGGUCAAAACCUGCACUCAGUGGCUGGUCAAGUAAACGAUGGGACUUACAUUGCAUUCAUGGUACUCAUGGCCUUGGGUUUCGUCCUGGCUUGGGGCCUCGCGGAUUCAAAGUAUGUCAAGCGCAAAGAUGGCUCGCACGUUAUCGUCAUGAAGAACCCUACCUGGAAAUCCGAGUUUAUGGGUCUCUAUGAUACUCUCCGCACCGACUACUAUAUUCUCCUCCUCUUCCCGAUGUUUUUGACAAGUAACUGGUUUACGGCGUACCAGUUCAACAGUGUCAAUGGUGCAUACUUCACCAUCCGUACACGAGCCCUCAACAAUCUGCUGUACUGGCUGAUGCAGAUGCUCGGAGCGUUCGUCUUCGGGCAAUUACUGGACUUGAAAUUUCUCUCUCGGCCCACCCGAGCCAGGCUGAAUCUUUUCCUUUUGCUGGUUCUCACAAUGGGUGUCUGGGGUGGAGGUUAUGCGUUUCAGAAGACCUACACUCGCGAAACAGUCAAGGCGGAUACCGACUGGACCAGUCACGGCUUCGUGGGUCCAAUGUUUUUGUACAUGUUCUACGGGUUCUAUGAUGCGGCUUUCCAAACUUGCGCAUACUGGUUCAUGGGUUCUCUGACAAACAACGGCCGCAAGCUGGCCAACUUUGCUGGAUUUUACAAGGGCAUCCAGUCCGCUGGUGCAGCAGGCAUGUGGCGGUUGGAUGCGGAGAAUACUCCCUUCAUGACGGAAUUCGCUACCUGCUGGGGCCUCCUUGCUGGCAGUAUUGUGAUUGCCUCCCCUGUAGUAUUCCUCAAGAUCAAGGAGCACGCGGACAUGGAGGCUGAUCUACGCUUCUCGGACGAGACCGCUCAAGAAGUGGGAGUAUCUGUGCCUUUAGAGGAGCAACAGUCCAUUGAUAAGAAGGAUGAGAAGCGCGUCUCUCUCAGUUAA
This is a messenger RNA of Aspergillus fijiensis CBS 313.89, 1533 nucleotides long. RefSeq names its product unc-93 family MFS transporter. The record is from RefSeq and is a predicted model, not a curated record. The coding region runs from base 1 to 1533 and encodes 510 amino acids. Lineage: Eukaryota; Fungi; Ascomycota; Eurotiomycetes; Eurotiales; Aspergillaceae. Gene Ontology annotation, biological process: transmembrane transport. Gene Ontology annotation, molecular function: transmembrane transporter activity. The transcript has 4 exons.